This is a messenger RNA of Aureobasidium namibiae CBS 147.97, 957 nucleotides long. RefSeq lists its product as uncharacterized. The record is from RefSeq and is a predicted model, not a curated record. The transcript is spliced from 4 exons. Lineage: Eukaryota; Fungi; Ascomycota; Dothideomycetes; Dothideales; Saccotheciaceae. Bases 1 to 957 code for a protein of 318 amino acids.
AUGGCUGCUUCCUACACCUUUGAAGACCUUUCUGGCGCGACACCCACUGUAUCAGACAACCCGUACGACGGUCUGAUUGAAGCAUGCCACGAUAACUCUGUCGAAAUACAAGCUCGCUAUGAAACCCACCGUAGCAACCGAGGCGCACAACAGAAGGAGAAACUCACCUCUCCAGACUUUGCAGGUGUAACCGUCGAUACCAUUCUCGCAAAGCUGGAAGAUCAGACGAUCGAACCUGGGUUCAAGGAUCCGAGACAUUGCCUUGUGUUCUGGGCUCGUCCUCCGCCACAAGUCAAGGCUGUCAUUGCAGAGGUGCAGAAGAGACUCAAGGCAGUCGCACCCAAUCUCUGGAUCAUGCCACAAGACAGCUUGCACAUGACAGCCCUCGAAAUCACACACUCCCUCACCGCACCUGAGAUCGAUGAGCUAGUCGAGGAAUCUCGCUCGGGAAUCGCUGCUAUUACGGACUACACCUACUCACACCGCGCCCGCAUCGUAAAGCCAUCUCUCUCCUACGACGCCCAAGCCUUUGCUCUAUCCUUCCUUCCUGCGGCCGGUGAGCCCUCUACAGUGGAUCCAUCCCGCAAACCCGAGGAUGAUGAUUUCACAUAUCACCACUUGCGACGUGAUCUCUAUGCUUUGACCUCUGCCACUGGUGUCAAGGUUGCGAGUAGAUAUGUUGUACCUUCGGCCCACUUGACAGUGGGUCGUUUCAUCAAGACUUGCGAUACCGAAACUGCAGAAGGCAAGGUCGACCAAGCUCGCAUGAAGGAGAUAGUCCAGGUAGUCGAUGAGAUCAAUGACUGGCUCAAGACCGAAUUCUGGCCUGUAGAUGGCCAGGGAAUCAAGACUGGUGGUGAGUGGAUCGUUGGUGAAGGGAAAGGUCUCGAUAACCGUAAAGGUGCUCUCUGGUACGGCUCUGGUGGCGAGACCAUCAGAUUGGGCAAGGGAUUCUGA